AUGAUCAAUAAAUUUUUAUUGUCGUAUUUGUUAUUCUCAACUAUUCAAACAACUGUAUCAGAUAUAUUCGUGUAUAAUAAUUCAAACAAGGUAAUUAAUAAUUAUGAAGAUCAAAAUGCAAAUUUUGGUCCAUCAUUUCCGUCGGAUGGAUUAAAAGGUUAUAUUACAAUAACAAAUCCACCAAAUGCAUGCCAGAAGAUAUUACCACCACCUAAUAUUCCAACAUAUGGAUAUCGUUGGAUUGCACUUAUACCACGGACCAGAAGUGGCGAUUCAUGUGAAUUUAUGACUAAAGUACAAAAUGCACAAAAUGCGAAUUUUAGUGCUGUGAUAAUUUAUAAUUAUGAAGAUACGUUAGUUGCUAUGGGCUCAUCUUCAAAAAAUGUACAUAUACCAUCAACAUUAAUUACUCAUACCGAUGGUUUAACAUUGAUUUCACAUUAUUUGUAUAAUGAAACAACAGUUAAUUCAACUCCGAUAUAUCAUCUGAAAAUACUUCCUGAAGAACCAUUUAAAUUUGGUAUUUAUUUAAUACCAUUUGUUGUAGUUAUUGGUGUUUCAUUUCUUGGUCUUAUUGGUUUUGUCUUAGUUAAAUAUCAUUUACAACGACGUCGUAUGCAACGUCAUCGUUUACCACGAUCAGCAUUAAAACAAUUGAAAAUAAAAAAAUUUGUCAAAACUGAUCCAUGGGAAGUAUGUGUUAUUUGUUUGGAUGACUUCGAAGAAGGAGCAAAACUACGAAUAUUACCCUGUGAUCAUGCAUAUCAUGUGAAAUGUAUUGAUCCAUGGUUGAUAAAUAAUCGACGACAAUGCCCGGUAUGCAAACGAUAUGUCUUUCCUAACCAACAUAACUCCGAUGAAGAAAGUAGUGAUCCUCCACGAGUAAGAGUACAUACAGAACAAACACCAUUAAUUCAUUCCAAUGAUACUAAUUCAACUAUGGAUAUAUCACAAAAUUCACAAUCAUCACAACGUCAUUUGCUUCGUCCAUCAACUAAUGGCGUUCGUAAUAUUUCAUUUACAUCAAAUGAAUCAUCAGAAAGUACUGAAAGUUUAUCGACAUCAUCACGGCCAACAACAACAACAGAAAUUGUAUUCGAACGCCCAUCAACAAAUGUACGACGAUAUGGUAGUUUAAGUGAUUCAUCAACUACAACACGACGUGCUGUUGAUACGAAUGCAUCUACACGUUCUAAUAUGGAAAAUAUUAGUGAUAUAGAACAAGCCGAUGAUGAAAAUGAUGAUGAUGAUGAUGAUGAACGAAUGGAGUCUGCUAUAACUACUUCAAGAGACAAUCCUGCAUAUAAUGAAGAUGAAGUAUCAACAAAAGAUGUAAUUCGUACAGUUAUGUAA
Adineta steineri is the source of this 1353-nucleotide messenger RNA. NCBI's taxonomy places the organism in Eukaryota, Metazoa, Rotifera, Eurotatoria, Adinetida, Adinetidae. The record is from the annotation of a GenBank genome assembly.